Messenger RNA from Macrobrachium nipponense, 1165 nucleotides. RefSeq lists its product as uncharacterized. NCBI's taxonomy places the organism in Eukaryota, Metazoa, Arthropoda, Malacostraca, Decapoda, Palaemonidae. The transcript has 5 exons. The record is from RefSeq and is a predicted model, not a curated record. Bases 36 to 764 code for a protein of 242 amino acids.
AACAUCAUUGUUGCGCUGGCUAUCGCUGGGUGAAGAUGACAGUCUCUACCAACCUCGGUAUAGUGGCAGGCAUCCUUGUGGUUCUGGCAGUCGCCGUCGAGCCUCAGGGCUUUGUCGAUAUCUUAGCCCACCAGCAAAGUGAACUACUCAGUCAUGUAAAAGGAAACGAAGUGAUACUGAACUCCAUUAAGGACGGAUGUCUAAUGAAUGAGCAACUGGCACUUCUUAACAGCAGACUUGAAGCAGGAUGUGGGUGCUUGGGGCGAGGAUCUGCAAAUCAGAUCCCUUUUGGCAACCUCCCAGCGAACUUCGGUAUGCCAAGUCCAGAAAUGCUUCAUGACAUGGCUCCUGGUAAAAACACAUUUGGCAGCAGUGUUUUAAGAGGAGAAGUUCCGGAGAAGGCGAUCGAUGGCAAUGACAACUCGCAUUUCCAUUCCACACACGAAAAGCGUCCCUGGUGGGUGAUCGAUUUGGGAUCAGAACGAGUCAUUUACCAUAUCAUGAUUCGGAGUCGCCAAGAUUGCUGUUCAGAUAGGUUACAUGACCUCGAGAUUCGCCUGGGAAACGACUUGGAGAUGAAUGGCGACUUCUCCUCUUAUGAUCUUCUGUAUUUCUUCAGAGGACCCUACAGGAAGGAAGACGGAUUCCUCAUGUAUACCUUUGCCCAGGGUGUAAAGGGAAGAUACCUGAGUCUACAGAUUGUUGCAGAGGAAGCAGAAUUUUUACAGCUUAGCACCGUCAAAGUUAUCGGUUUAAGGAACUAAGUAAAUAUCGUACUGGCCAAAAUGCUUUUAUAGGUAUUGUUAAAUUUUUAAAGCCUUUGCAGCCGAUUACAAAAAUGAUAGGGUUAUCAUGAGAUAAAAAAUAGCACCACAGAAUUAAAUAAUUGGGACUUUAUGCUCAUAGCGGAUCCAGCAACAAGUCUGUUUGCAGAUCAGUUGUAAAAUCUAAAUAUUAUGAUUCUAAUUUUGACUUAAGAAAAAACCUUUGGGCCCUUUGAUACCAUUAAGUAGCUCAGGCCUGUAUGAUGAAGGGGAAUUCACUAUCAAGGAAAUAUUACAAAGGCGUAUGGUACAUACUUAUAAAACAUCUGCAUUAGUGUGGUUUAUUUUUGCAGACAUCAGGAAAUUCAUUUUUGCAUAUAAAAUAAAAGAAAGAAUGAAUA